AUGGCCUACGACUGCUACUGCGCCAUCUGCGGCGUCGGCUUUUGUGGAAUGCUCAUUGAGACUCCCUCAGAAACAGGAACCGAGCGUCGGAGACGGUGGAUUGAAAAGAGAUCUCAAGCCCUCCAAGCGGGUCAGUCGAUCGACCAGGUCCCCCAGGACGGUGAAGAGCCCGUUCGCAGUUACGACCCCAAGAUUGUUGGCUGGGAGAAUGUAGCAUGGCUUUACAAGGCAUACUGCCUCGGAUUCAACCCUCAGGCCGCCUCGGGAAAGGGAAAGACAUUUGUCUCCGGACCGGGUUAUUAUGCCGACGUUGGAGAGAUUGCCAUCAAGUCUGGAACUGACGCUGUACCGGGUCAAGACCGGAAUGUUUAUACCUGCUAUGGCUCUGGGACCGACGACACCCCCGGACCAGUUAUCCCCUUCCAUGGAUGCUGCUUUGAGAUCCUCACUCGCGUCCUGACCGGCUCCACCGAUAGCUCAGCAAUCGACAUGAAAGUACUGUACAAUGUUAUGACAGAGUUAUCCAACGGAUCCUCCUCCGCUCUGCGACUGAACUAUGGCGACGACAUUCGGCGGGCACAAGGCCGGUACUGGGAGUGCAUCCCCGGCGCAGAGGCAAGCAGCCACGAUCAAUACUGCGCGACUCAUCCAAUCGAAACAUCUGGUUUGGAUGAUUUGCUCAAAACCAACAUGGCGACGGACGGCAAAUUCAAAAAGUCAUUCUCACACUUCGAUCUUAAGGGCCGCUCGCCUGCCAGCCCCUUCGGCAAGCUUCCACUCGAACUCGUGUAUCAGAUCUGCUCAUACUUGCCCGGUGAUUCGCUCAAGGCAUUGACUCAGGCAUCACUGAGCAUUCAGGUUGUCACUCAGGACAACUGGUUCUGGAAACGAUUUAUCCAGUGGGAUAUGCCAUGGUUCUGGGAAUUUUACUCUUCGCAGAACCCCAGGGAUUUGCCGGCCGACGUCAACUACAAGCGCUUGUACCUGUGGCUGGACAAGAUGACUGCUGCUCGGUACGGCAUGGACGACCUGGCGCUCAUUGGAGUUGCGAACCGUCGACGCAUCUGGGGAGUUUGUGAAGAACUGGCCAGUCAGUACCACAAGGCUGUGGUAGCAGCAACGAGAUCAUUCAACCAGGACAAAGCAAAGUUGCGGUCGCGAAGCGAUGACCAUUCUCUUGAAGCCGCGGAGGAUGGCCUUGAUGAGGAAAUCGAUUUGGAAGUGAGACGGCUCUCUCGCGCAUUUUCCGAUGCGAAUCACAUAGGACGAGCUCUCCGUGCUUGGUUGCGUCGCUUGGACCAUAUGAUAACCCAACUCUACAAUUGUCCGAAUGCAGCCCUACGACGUGCGGGCUUCAUAGUAACGAUCAUCACCCGCAGCGAAUCAAAGGCGACGUUCCCGUCCGACAUUCCAGUUAUCAGAACGAUUUACACCCUGGAGAACCUCACAUCAGCCCUAGCGGGACAGGAUGCAGCCGUCUGCGUGGUGGGUCCCGGCGGUAUCGGGGCACAAAUCACCAUGAUCGAUGCCGCCGAGGCUGCAGGCGUGAAGCGCUUCAUCCUGGAUGACUUUGGCUGGGGUGACAAUCCCAAGUCUUUGCCCGAGUUCAACGACAUUCAUGCGCAUCGUCGUGCGGGAUGGGAUCACGCAAAGGCGAAGGCAGACAGUAAUCCCAAUUUUACAUACACGGGAAUCAGCACUGGGAAUCCAAUUGAUUGGGCAUUGAAACGCUUCCCCCCGAUGGGCUUCGAUGUAGCGCACUGCUCGGCCAUCAUUUAUGACUCUGGCACCGAACGGUUCACCGGAACCACCCUCGAGGGUAUCGGACAGUCGGUGGUCGGCGUCUUGCAGCAUCCAGGCGAGACAGCCAACCGCUUUGUCAAGGCGCAGUCAAUCAUAACCUGUCAAAACGAGCUGUUGGAAGCAUUUCAAUCUGCGACGGGCAAACAGUGGGAGGUACAACGAGCGUCCACGCACGCACUCAUGGAGAACGGGAAACGCAAAUUUCAGGAGGGUGUUAGUGGCUGGAUUCUGGACCUGGUGGUGGCACAAUUGUUCGACGAGGGCCAAUCUCGGUGUCUUCUUGCUCAAUCGCGAGAGGAAUCAGAUGCGGAUCUAUUGGGAAUUGCACAGGAGAGUCCAGAGCAAGUGGCGGCCAAGGCUUUGGCUUAG
This is a messenger RNA of Aspergillus pseudoviridinutans, 2172 nucleotides long. RefSeq lists its product as uncharacterized. Bases 1 to 2172 code for a protein of 723 amino acids. The record is from RefSeq and is a predicted model, not a curated record. The transcript has 8 exons. Lineage: Eukaryota; Fungi; Ascomycota; Eurotiomycetes; Eurotiales; Aspergillaceae. Gene Ontology annotation, molecular function: oxidoreductase activity; protein binding.